UCUCACAGGUCCACGCUCAGAACAAUGAGACUGGUCAUCCUUCUGUGCCAGCUUGGCCUCAUUCUGAGGACUGAGGCCCAGAUACCAGAGGUUUGUGUUCUUAGCAAUACAAACAGACCUCCAGAAAACUCGGACAUAACUGUGAUCUGCGGCACUGAAUAUAUGGACCUGAGCAUCUUCCUUUGUCCAGUGUACCAAGCUCUUUACAAUGAGUCUCUGAUGGUCCUCAAUAAUCAGUUAAACACACCAGAGUGCUUUGGGACUGCUGACUGGAGCGCAAAUCCACCACUAUUAAAAUUUAGAUUCCCCUUGAAUGAAAGUGCCAUCUCAUCCUGCCAAAAUAACUUUAAGACAAUCAGUCAGGUUGGGACUGGACAGUUCUCUGACUUCUCAGAUGUUCAGUAUGUCAACAUCUCUGGCACCAUUACCUCUAUCGACCCUGCUGCGGGCACAAUCACCUAUCGCCCACAGGUCCUGUACAAGUUCUCCUGCUACUACCCGAUGCAGUAUAUCCUGAACAACACUCAUCUGGCCGUAUCAGGUGUGAGUCUUGCCAUAAAAGACAACAACGGUAGCUUCAUCAGCACACUGAGUAUUGAGCUCUAUGAAGAUAGCGCUUACCAAAACAUACUGAAUAUACCAGGAACGGGACUCAACCUGAAGACCAAGAUUUAUGUUGCAGUUAAAGCCACCAAUCUAACAGAGAGGUUCAACGUGCUGCUGGUCAGAUGCUAUGCAACAACAAGUCCAUAUCCCACAAUCAGCACUUAUUAUGACCUCUUUGUGGGGUGUCAACGUGAUGCACAGACUAAGGUGGAUCUCAAUGGGGAGUCUCAGGUGGCACAUUUCUCUUUUGAGGCCUUCAGAUUUGUGGAGCAUAAAAAUCAGACAGUGUCCACUUUCUACCUGCACUGUGUCACCAGGCUCUGUGAGGUGUCCUCGUGCAGCAGCUUAAAGCCUGAUUGUUCAAUAAAUCAAAAGAGGAGAAAGAGAGAGAUCCAGGAAUCAGACCCAACUGACCCUGCCAACGUGACAGUCACCUCGGCUGCCAUUACCGUGGGACAGAGCAGUGGAGAGGCUCAAACUUUCUCGGCUCCUCAUGGUACAUCGUCCGAGAGCGGCUAUAGCGGCCCUGUGGUGGCUGUAAUUGUCUGCAUCGUCAUCCUAGCUAUUAUCCUCGUUGCCAUGGCUGUUUACUUCAUGUUAUAUAUCAGACAGAGAAAACCAAUCAUUCAGUAA
Molecule: messenger RNA, 1239 nt
Organism: Plectropomus leopardus (leopard coralgrouper)
Lineage: Eukaryota; Metazoa; Chordata; Actinopteri; Perciformes; Serranidae
Source: RefSeq, a predicted model, not a curated record